Messenger RNA from Chanos chanos (milkfish), 1150 nucleotides. RefSeq names its product lin-37 DREAM MuvB core complex component (gene lin37). Gene Ontology annotation, cellular component: Myb complex; transcription repressor complex. The transcript is spliced from 10 exons. The record is from RefSeq and is a predicted model, not a curated record. Gene Ontology annotation, biological process: negative regulation of transcription by RNA polymerase II. Lineage: Eukaryota; Metazoa; Chordata; Actinopteri; Gonorynchiformes; Chanidae. The coding region runs from base 115 to 837 and encodes 240 amino acids.
GAACCAUCGUUCAUCUGGGGUUGUUGUGUGAGAAGUGGAACAAAACAACUGGCAGUAACAGUGUGAAAUGAGGAUGAAAAUAUUUGCUCUGUGAAAGGAAGACCUGUCCUCAAAAUGCUGCAUGCAAAGAUUAAAGUGGAGAAACCAGAUCUGGAGGGGGCUGGAGCGAGGAACCGCCUGGAGGCAGUUCUGCAGGGUCUCAUGGAGAAGAGUGACUGUGAGAGAGAACAGAAUGAAGAUGAUACUGGGAAGGUUGUUGCCGACGCUUUAAGCAAGGACCUUUCACCCUCCUCUGCUGGAAAGAGGCCAUCAUCACGCUUCCCACAGCACCGCAGGAAGAAGCGCAAAGAGAUGGAUGACGGCUUGGCAGAUCCCAAUCAGCACAAACAAAAUGCCUAUAUCAUUAAGCUGUUUGACCGCAGUGUGGAUCUGGCCCAGUUUAACAGCAGUACACCACUCUACCCCAUAUGCAGGGCCUGGAUGAGAAACAACCCGUCAGUCAGAGAAAGAAGUGCUCACAGCAGCCCUCCCCACUGCAUGGGCGAGGAAGAGGUCACAGACAUGCCCAAUGGUAAGAGUCAGAAUGUGUACAGACUUCCUCCACCUGUUUCCUGUCCACUCAACUCCUCAGGAGAGCCAGUCAUUUUGAGGAUCCCGCCCACUGAGAAGCCCAGUGCCACUCAGACCACAGAUGGUGACUCUGCGAACACUCCUCUGAUAGUCAACCACAUGAAACGCUGGAAGAAGAUUAGACAAAAAUGGAAGGAGGCGUCUAAUAAGAACCAGCUGCGGUACAGUGAGAGCAUUAAGAUUUUGAAAGAGAUGUAUGAGCGAUAGGGAGGCGUUUGUUAGGGCAGAUCUGUUUUGGAUUACAGGAGAACAUCAUCACUGAGUGACAGAUCAGUAGAGGUUUGCUUAUGUAUGCCUGUAUAUUUCUUUUGUCCCAUUCCUUCCCUUUUCCCCCUCAUGUUCUGGUUUCUAUACACACAAACACACACACACACACAAACCAAUGAGUCUUAUGUCCACCUGAUGACUGAGCCAGCCUUUAACAUAACACUUUGGUUUUCUGUAUGUUGGGUUUUGUACUUCACUGUUUAUUUCCUCUCUGUAUGAUCUUUAUAUAGAUAUGAAUAUAUGUAUAGAAUUA